UAUUGGGGAAUUAGAGACGGAUCAGGAAUUCAGGUUUGAAAGAGAAGGGGGAGAGAGAAAAAGGGCGGAGCGAGAGCGAGGAAGAGAAGAAGAGAAAGAACGAGCUCGCCGGGUGAGAGGAGGAAACUCUGCUUCGAGUUUUUGUUGGUGUUUCUUUCCGACAUUUUCUCUCUCUCAACUGAUUCCGUCCGUCACGUUCUCUCCGUCGAUAACAUGACUACAUCAAAGAGACUUGCGGAUAGGAAGAUUUCAAAGUUCGACAAGAACAUCAUGAAGAGAGGAGCUGUUCCUGAAGCCACUGCAAAGAAGGGGAAGGAUUACCCUGUUGGGCCUUUCCUCCUAGGAUUCUUCAUCUUCGUCGUCAUUGGAUCAUCUCUGUUCCAGAUAAUCAGGACGGCAACAAGUGGAGGCAUGGCUUAAGUAUGGCGGAUGAACUGAUUUUACUUUAGAGAAUGACAAUCGAAAAUGAGUUGUUUCGCAUGUUCUUUUCCCCCCUUAUCUAUAGCAUGUACUGAUGAGAAAAGAGUAAAAAUGAUGCGUUGAGAUGAGUUCGUGCACUGUGAUAAUGAACGGUUUCGUUAAAUCUCCUUAUAAUCUAUUGAUCAAAAACUAAAGUUGUACCAUGUAUGAAUUUCGUUCACCGUUCGAGCCACUGUGUCCCGAAAUAUCUACGAAUGCUCUGGAAUUCAACUAACAGUAGGAACUGAUGUGAUAUAGUGUAGAGACCUGUCACAGAUUGUUCAAGGCUUUGAUUGCCUUAAACCUCUGUUCUAUAUGUUUGGCUUGCUCAUGAAAGCUUUAUUC
This is a messenger RNA of Linum tenue, 804 nucleotides long. The record is from the annotation of a GenBank genome assembly. NCBI's taxonomy places the organism in Eukaryota, Viridiplantae, Streptophyta, Magnoliopsida, Malpighiales, Linaceae.